AUGCAGUCCAACGGCGGCUUCAUCAUCGACGACCUCUCCGCUGUCUUUGCAGCCGACGCAGGCCAGCCGGCCCCACCAACACCGCAUGCCGAAGACCGCCCGGCACCCGAUGCAGUCGCCACUCCAAAGGCGCUCACUCCCAAGCAGGAGGCCAAGCUGCGCUCGUAUCUCGAUGGCGCACUCGAAGAUAUCACGCGAGGAUACCGCAAGAGGUUCGAUCCGUCGUCGCAUCUGCGCACGCUCACCGCCUAUCUCGACGCCUGGCUGCGCCUGCUCGGCGUGUUGGCGCACGUGCCGCCGUAUGGAGGCGGCAGCACCAACCUGCUCGUCUCGUACUUGCUUCGGUGCUCGACCGACAUCUGCGAUGGCAUCGCUGGCUACAGCCUCGCAAUGGAGAUCGAUGCGCAUCGCAGACAGAGCAAGCGCCAGAGCCGAAAAGAGGCUGAUCAUCUCGAGGAAGAGGCGAGCGGCCGUAGCGGCUCGGAGGAUCGCGAUGGCGAGGACUCUGAUGACGAGGAGGAGGAGAGGCGGCUUCAAGCACUACUAUGCUCCAAGCAGCUCAGCCUGGUGCUUCAGACUAUCGACCUGCUCGAUCGCAUCUGGGCUGCAGUACUGCGAGGCAACCUCAUCGAUCUGCCCCUCGCCCUGAGUAACGCCAAGCAAGCACAUCCGGCCACCCCAACCGACGCUUCCGUCGAGACGACCGACAGACCUACGCAAGCCUACGAUCCUCGGCGAAUCCACUCCACAAGCAGCCUUGUCCCUUCACCCGCCGUCGACGGCCGAUUCGUUUCCGGUGCAUCCGCAUCCAGCAGCAGCGGUCCGAGGGAGAGCCUGCCCGUCCACGGAGGCAGGGGCCCCAAGACCGUCGGCGUCACCGACCAGGUCCGCCUGCGCAACAUCGCCGUCUCGUCGCGCGACAAGCUGUUCGCAUGGAUGCGCACAGAGAUGGACGCGCCUCCACCGCCGAUCAUGGAGGAGAACGAGCAAGAGCCGGACAACAACACGAUCGAAGGCGCCCUCGGCGCCAGACAAGCGCGGCAUCCCGAUCCAAAUCCGGACGACGACGACGAAGAUCCGGACAUGGAAGAUGUCGCGAUCGAUGCUCAAGUCGACGAAGAAGGCUACGACGUCGCAGACGAUACCGAGGAGCACAAGCACUACCAGGACCUGUUUGAGCGCAAGCUCGAUCCCGAUGCAGACGACGACGACGAUGACGAGCCGACGGUAGGUGGCGGACGUCCCGACUCUGAGUCGAAUGCUGACGCGACGCGCACAGAUCAGGACCUUGGUGCCUCGGUGCUUGGCAUGGUGGAAGCGGUCACAACCCAUGCUCACCAAGACAAGCGGAAGCGUGACGACACCGAAGACGGGGCAGAAGCGAGCGAGGCGCGGGCGGAUGGGUUGCCAGGCAAGCGACCACGCGCGGCCGACUCGGACACCGACGAGGCCGAUGCCAAGAUGAGCCGUUCCGAGCUGGGCUCGAUCCACGCCGCUCUGCCCGAAGCCAUCGGGCGGUGGGAUCUGGCCUUCACACGCCUUUUCUCCCGCACGCUGCGCACGCUCAGCGACCUCGGCGAGGCUGCCCGACCCAAAGCCUCCAAACGCGAUUUCGCCACCACGCUCACCGGCAUUUCCGGCGCAGACGACAACGGAAUUGCAGACGAUCUCGCCUAA
This is a messenger RNA of Moesziomyces antarcticus, 1677 nucleotides long. RefSeq lists its product as uncharacterized. NCBI's taxonomy places the organism in Eukaryota, Fungi, Basidiomycota, Ustilaginomycetes, Ustilaginales, Ustilaginaceae. Bases 1 to 1677 code for a protein of 558 amino acids. The transcript has a single exon. The record is from RefSeq and is a predicted model, not a curated record.